This is a messenger RNA of Dermacentor silvarum, 1005 nucleotides long. RefSeq names its product DNA-directed RNA polymerase III subunit RPC8 (gene Polr3H). Gene Ontology annotation, cellular component: RNA polymerase III complex. Lineage: Eukaryota; Metazoa; Arthropoda; Arachnida; Ixodida; Ixodidae. Gene Ontology annotation, biological process: transcription initiation at RNA polymerase III promoter; DNA-templated transcription. The record is from RefSeq and is a predicted model, not a curated record. Bases 246 to 842 code for a protein of 198 amino acids. The transcript has 7 exons.
UUUCAGUCGUCGGUCUUUGAAACUUUCGUCGGCGCCGUCGAGUGCGUGCGUUGUUUUAAUACCGCAAUUCAGCCUUUCCUUGAGCACUGUUGCGCUUUGAUUUUUUUUCUUAACCGUCUUGAUUGUCCCUGUGCUUCAGCGGGAUCUCCACCCUGCUUACCAAGAUUUCCUCGUCCAACUCUGCGCUGAAGCGGCACCCUCUCGUAGUACAGCAGGGCUAGCGCACGUUUUACUACGGCGGCGCGAUGUUCGUCAUCAGCGAGAUGUCGGACAGCAUUCGCGUCCCGCCGUGGCUUUUCCGCGUGAGCCCCAACGAAGCCAUCGUGGAGCAGCUGAAUCGGCGUCUGGCGAACAAGGUGGUUAUCAACGUGGGGCUGUGCAUCGCGCUCUUCGACAUCACGAAAAUCGAGGACUCCCGGAUUCUGCCGGGCGACGGGUCCUUUCACACAACCGUGCAAUUCCGCUACGUCGUCUUCCGACCCUUCAUGGACGAGGUGCUGGUGGGCAAGAUUCGCAGCAGUAGCCAGGAGGGAAUCUACGUGUCCAUGGGCUUCUUCGACGACAUCCACAUCACUCCUGAUGGGAUGCAGCACCCAGCUCGCUUCGACGAAGCCGAACAGCUCUGGGUGUGGCAGUACGAAGGCGAGGACGGUGUGCACGAGAUGUUCAUGGACCUGGGCGAACCAAUACGCUUUAGGGUGGUGGCCGAGUUGUUCGUGGACACCACGCCCGGAGGCCCCGAGACGACCGAGCUGCCAGACGGCGAAGAACGCCACGUACCUUACUCUCUCACGGCCUCCAUCAGCGAGUCCGGCCUGGGACUGCUCAAGUGGUGGACGUAGGGAAGCCAGCCGGCAGCAGAGCAUUUUAUUUUACUGUUUUUUUUUUUUCUUAUUUUCUUUAAUCACACGGGGAAGACUUGCUUUGCCGGGCAGGGUGGGGCUACUUCUUCAUCUUCUUCUGUGCGAGGAGCAAAGACAAGAAAGAAAAAAAGAAAACAAGGCA